CGCUUGUUAGCUUGUAUUUCCACCGUUUCUCUUCGGUUAACCAAAUCAUCUCUCUGCUGCUCAUUCUCUCCGACGAUAGUACCCCAUCGUUCGUCUAAUUUCCUCAGAAUGAAGGUUCCAGAGUCUGGGUUGAUGCGUUUCAUAAAGCGCACAAACGUGAAGAUCAUUUAUGAUGAGAGAGUUCCGAUAGACGAGGCUAAAAUCGUCUGUCGGCAAGAAGAUUACUUUCACAUUAAGAAGGUUAUAAAGGCUGAAGGCAUAUUUGGCAACCUUCGGGCUCUUCCUUCCUGGGCCGUACUUUUAUGGAAGUAUGGCUUUAGGAAGUGACUUAGGGCGGUUUACUUUUUCUUUCAUUGACUCUUUUCUGGAUUAAGAUGUCUGUCUGUAUUAAGUAUUAAGACGUCUGUCUGGGAUAAGUGACACUAGUAUAACAAGUUGUUUACUAUAUGUGUUGAAUGCAUUGUCUGAAUGCUAUUCAAUUAACAAUUUAUUCUUGUGCCGGUAACAAGUGUAACAAGUAUCGAUUCUACUGAAUAUAUGUUGUCUGUUUACUUUUACUAUUCUGAAUGAUAU
Cuscuta epithymum is the source of this 573-nucleotide messenger RNA. The record is from the annotation of a GenBank genome assembly. Lineage: Eukaryota; Viridiplantae; Streptophyta; Magnoliopsida; Solanales; Convolvulaceae.